This is a messenger RNA of Anopheles marshallii, 5208 nucleotides long. It is a transcript of the gene c11.1, whose product is annotated as maestro heat-like repeat-containing protein family member 1. The record is from RefSeq and is a predicted model, not a curated record. The transcript is spliced from 7 exons. Gene Ontology annotation, cellular component: cytoplasm. The coding region runs from base 1 to 5208 and encodes 1735 amino acids. Lineage: Eukaryota; Metazoa; Arthropoda; Insecta; Diptera; Culicidae.
AUGGAACGGCACGCAGAACGAUUGGAAGAGAACCGAAAACCAUCUCCUGUUCCCGUUAUCAAACAAGACCAGCAUCUAAUCGCGGUCGUCAAUAGUCUGCUGGACAGCUUAAACGACAAGGAGGAGCUGCUGCGUAGUACGACGGAAGCAUCCCUGAUCCGCAUUGCCAAGCGACGGCACGAUGAAAUCGUAGAAGUGUUCUGUGAAUACAGAAAGAAACAUCCAAAGCUGGGUGACACACACACUCUAAUCAUACUGAGAGUGAUAUCCUAUAUAGCGACCAACUUGAUCGACGUGAUCGAUCCCAAUACGGCCUCGAAAUGCAUCCAGUACAGCAUGGCAGAAAUAAUGAAGAUCACCGAGCAGAAUACCGCCGUACAAAAUCCCUGCCGGGAAAUACUGGUCGCGGUCGGGCGCCGAUACUGCAAGGAAAUCAUGGAGAUCUUUGUGAAACAUCUGGAACAGAAUCAGCUCGGUAACUUCAUGAUCAUGCAAUCGGUGGGAGCGCUUGCGACGGCAAACACCAUGGAUACGGUGCCGUACAUUAAGCCUAUUCUAGGCCUUAUUCUUCCCACACUGUCCAUCGUGAAGCAAGACUUCCUUCGUCAAGCGUACGCGUACGCGAUAGGACGGUUCUGUGAAGCAUUUUCCGAAUACCAGGAGUACCAAAGGCAAAACCCAAACGAAGAGAUACCGAUGAAAACGGGUGUACGGUACGAAAUUCACGACGAGGUAUCGAUCGUGUAUGAUCACUUUCACGCCCAUUGGCUAUCGUCGCGCGAACCAAAGAUCACCGGUGAGGUUUUGAAUGCGUUUUCCUUCAUGUAUCCGCUGCUUCCUGUCGAGCGGAUUAGUGACAAUCUCUCGAAAACCGUCACAAGUGUGUUGGCACUGUACAGGAAAAGCCUGGACCGGAGCGCUAUCACGCAGUACCUGGCGGCGAUUAUAAAAACGGUACUGGAGCUUGACUCAAAGUUGCUAGCCCCUAUGUCGGACAAUCUGGUCGCCUGUCUGUUUGAGCUGGUGUGCGUAAAUCCCGACUACGACAAACCGCAAACGGUAAAGGGACACUUUGAGGUGUUGCGGUGUUUCGAUCUGCUCGCGCCAGAGUAUGGUGACAAGAUUAUCGAGAUACUGCUCAUCCAUCUGCGCAACAACAACGAGCGGGAACGCAUCAAAUCGCUCCUGGUGGUGACACAUCUAACUAACACUUCCGAACCGGUCGUGCGCGAUAAGCUGUCGGAGAUUACGGCAAUACUGAAGGGUAUGCUAGCGACGGAAAAACCAAUCAAGGUGAAGAUUGUACUGCUGAAGACGGUGGUUGCGUUCAUGCAGAAGAACUUUGUGCGCGAUCGCGAGUUUGUCACGUUUCUCAUACGCAGCAACUGUCGGCCGAGCAAGAUUAAUCUCGACCAUGGCAGUGCGGAUGAGCAUCAGGAGUUUCAGCGUGCGUGCAACGAUACGAUGCACAUACUUUCGUCCACCGUCGGUACGGUGGACCAUAUGCUGAAGGUGGAGCUGCUGCAGGCGUACCUACGCUACGAGUUUACCGACAUAUGCGGUACGAUCGGGAAGUGUCUUGCAAACUUGUUUACGAAAGAUCCAGAGUUGGCCCUAGCGACCGAAUCUCAGAAUCCGUUCGACGAGAGUGCUUCCGAAACGGAGCCCGAACAACCACCGCCACGUCCAAUUUCCGUGUUCGUGCGCACGCUUGCACUGCUCGGGAAUUACAGCGAGUUGAGUCGUAUUCAGCAUCUGCUAGCGUUUCUCAAAAGCUACGCCGGCAGCCUUUACCGUCACUUGGUACCGCUGUGGAGUGAGCAGUUGAGUAGGCUGCAGACGGAGCUAGCCAGCGGUAUCGAUGAGCGGCGCUACUUUGAGUUGUUGUUUGGCUUCGUCCAGGAAACAAUCCGCGAUGUGGAUGAGUACAAGUUCGUGGAAAGCAUCAUCGCCGAAAUGUUCCAUCAAUUGCCACUCUAUCAACCGAUCGGUAGCGGUGCUGGUGGCGGUGGCGGUGGUGGAACAGGCGGCACCCAAACGGUAGAGUACCGCGUGCCCCCGCUGGAUCAGGAGAAGCGCAUGCUGGUGAAGGUGUUUGGUGUGUGUCUGUGUCACUCCCUGGAUGAGCAUCUGAUAACGAACAAGCUGGAUCUGAUCAUCGCAUUGGCAAAGGCGGAAAAGGGCGAAAAGAACGCACCAAGCGAAGAGUACGAGCGGUUGAUGCAGGACUACGCGGAAGCACUCGGUUACGCAUCGGUCGAACAUCUCGACAAGGUAAUGGCCAAGCUGACCGCACUCGUGAUCGAUGAGGGUGCGGUGAAAAAGUCGAGCAGCUUCUUCUCGAACCUGAACUUCAUCAAGGAUAGUGCGCGCGAGCUGGAAGCGUACAAGCUGAAGGUACUGGCACUACAGUCGUUGCACGUGAUUGUUGGACGAGCGCCGAAGGACACGGUCGCGCUACACUUUACCGAUUCGGUCGUGAGAUAUCUGAUCGCGCAGUUCGACAGCAAGGAGCUGUUUGUGCGUCAGUUGGUGUUGAAGACUUUGCUCGCGCUAACCGCCGAACUGUCACCAGCGGAUGGUGAUGAGCGCAUGACCAGCGAACGCAACCGGACCGAUCUGCACCGGAUCUGCAUGACCAUCACGACCGACAGUGCAAACGAAUAUCUACCGCUGUUGCCCUCGAUUAUACAGCUUGCGACGGUACUGGUGAAGCUGAGUGCCGAGGAGCAAAACCUUGACGUGAACGGGUUGCUGAAUGCGAUCUGUUUCUACUUUUUCACCACCGCCCAGAAUCUGAAAUCCCGGCUGGACUCUACCGAGGAUGAUACGCGCACUAGCUAUCUGGCACGGUUUCUUAACCUUUCCCUCCCGGAGGUGAACCACUUCAUCAAGACGGUGCUGGUGCAGCAGAAUGCAUCGCCCGCCUGUUUGGACGAUGUGCACUCGAUACUGGAGAAGUGGCUGAAGGAUCGGAACGGCGAGGUGCGUAUCUGCGCGUGCCACGUGUACAACAGCACGCUCGAGGUGUAUAUGCGUUCGAUGAAGAUCGGAUGCGAGGCACCGUCCAAGUUUAACCAGACCGGCAGCAUGCUUGGCAAGAUCAUACCACGCUGCAUCGACUCGAACGCGACCGUACGGCAAACGGCGGUGGAUGUGCUGAAAAAGAUUCUCGAGAUUGCGUGCGUGUACGAGACGCUUACUGUCGCGGACAGCAGCGUCGAGUGGGUGAACGAACUCGACCGGAUACGGGACGAGAUCGUUACGGACGAUGCGAAGGAUAUCUAUCGCAUUGCGGCGGAACUGGCGCGCAUCAUCGCCCAGCGGCUGUCCAGCUACCAGUAUGUGCAGUUUAGCAAAUGCUUGCUGUACAGCGUGACCGAUCCGGAAUCGAGUUCCGUCAUUGGUGCGUCGUACGUGCUGAAAUUCUUCAUGCACGUCAAGGGCUCGGAAAUGUUCCACGCUAUACCAGAGCUGGUGAAGGAAUGUCUCUAUGCUGUGAAAAUUUGUGAAGUACCGCGGGCCAAAACAACAAUAUUGAAGUCGAUUCUAGCCUUAACGAAACACCACCCAAAGCUAGUGUGCAAUGAGAUUCUCUCGCAAUGUUUACCACUUGAAGAUCACGUCAUUGAGUACUGGAAAACACUUACAAUGGAUCCAGAUUUGAGUGGUAUUGUUCUGGAUAAUUUUAUUGGCGCAGUUACCUCCACCAGUCUGUACGAACAGCCACAGCAGCAACAGCCGGAAACGAAUGAUGAAGCAACGCGUACCGCCACACUGCACCCGUUCGCGAUCGUUUGUGUGCUGCGGGAGAUGUUCCGCUGUCCGGAGUUGAAGAAUGAAAUGCAAACCCGGUUUGCGGAGAUUUUUUGCAUGCUGCUAUCAACACUCGCCUCCUACAUAACGCUGUUACCACCCUACACUGUACUCGCCCAACCGGGUACCGCGGGCAACGUGACGAUACCGAAAGGCAACCGUCGUGGAGCGAAGGGAACGGUGGGCGGUGGCAAGGACACCGCGCUCAAGCUUAGCCCGUGCCAGAUGGUGUUGGAAGCGUUCCAAACGUUCCUCGACACGCUAGGGAUGCAGCAGAUUUCGCUCGUACUUGCCGUCUGUCCGGACUUGGCAGCUAGCACCGAUCUGAACAGCUUCAUCGAAAUACUGACACCGCUCGGUGUCGCAACCGCCAGUGAGGUGGGCAUCAACUCGGCCCUUAUGCGCCAGAUCGUAACGACCAUGAGCCGGUACGUGAGCAGCCCGUACGAUACGCAGCGGAUCGCUUCGGCCGGCUUCUACGCACAUCUGGUGCCGCUACAACCGUGCGGUGAGUCGGCCUCGGUCAUUAUGCUCAGCCUCGAGUCAUCACUGAACGAUCCGAAUCCACUCGUCCGCGGGCUCAGCAUUCGCGGCAUGGCGUAUGUGUGCAGCCUAACCCGGCACGACAUCGACAAAUAUGCCACGAUGUGUUUGACGUCGCUGUUGAAGGGUAUCGAGGAUUACAACGAACACUGCUUCAUCAACAUCCCGCUGGAUAGUAUGCGGGGAUUGUCCCGCGUGCUGCAGGCGAUCGAACCGGCCAAGUUUGAACCGUUCCAGGUGUCGUCCGCCAUUCGCAUUCGACCAUUUUUCGAGAAAAAUUCCACGGAAUUGCGCGAAUCGGCCAUCCUGCUGUUUGGUGAUAUAUGCGGGCUGAAGCUAAAGCAGCUGGUGAUCGAUGCGGAUGGACAGCACGAGACCAUUUCGGAAUUGUUGAUGGAGCAGCUACGCGCCAAUCUCUGUACGCUGCUGCUGCACCUGUGCGAACAGAACAGUAUGAUUGCCCGUGCGUGUAAGAUCACGCUGAAGAAUGUGUGCGCAUUGCUCGGUACGGCAAAGAUGAAUGCACUAGCACAAAACCAUCUGCUGGAACACGGUCAACUGCAGUGUGCCAACUUCCUGAAGGAUUUUGUUAAACUCAUCGGUGAAGAAUUACAAGAUUGGAUCAACGACUUUAUCGACGCAUGUUUACCAAUGUUGCGAAGUCAAUGGCCAGAAAUACGAGGGAACGCUGCAAUACUUAUUGGAUUACUUCAUUGUCAGAAUGCGAACGUUAAGUGUCAACAUAUGGAACAGAUUGGCCACAAAAUAUCUCUUUUGCUGAAGGACGAAUGCACGACGGUGAAAGUAAGUGGUUCUGAAGCACUCGGUUAUAUUUACGGUGAGGUGUGA